Messenger RNA from Racocetra persica, 130 nucleotides. The record is from the annotation of a GenBank genome assembly. Lineage: Eukaryota; Fungi; Glomeromycota; Glomeromycetes; Diversisporales; Gigasporaceae.
GGUAGGAAUUAAACAUUUUGGCCUUGUCAACAGCACCACCCUAAAUGAACUUUCAACUAUAACACCUACAACUUCACCCUCUUUCUCUAAACACAUAACCCCCCUUAACAACCUAACAACUUCUGGACCU